Manihot esculenta (cassava) is the source of this 946-nucleotide messenger RNA. RefSeq names its product glycine-rich RNA-binding protein 4, mitochondrial. Gene Ontology annotation, biological process: mRNA splicing, via spliceosome. The transcript has 4 exons. Gene Ontology annotation, cellular component: U2 snRNP; precatalytic spliceosome; catalytic step 2 spliceosome. The coding region runs from base 84 to 578 and encodes 164 amino acids. Gene Ontology annotation, molecular function: RNA binding. NCBI's taxonomy places the organism in Eukaryota, Viridiplantae, Streptophyta, Magnoliopsida, Malpighiales, Euphorbiaceae. The record is from RefSeq and is a predicted model, not a curated record.
UCAUGUUUCAGACAUAUUUCCAGUUGCCGCGGCCGGCGGUUUCAGCUUUCUGGUCUUGAGGGUUUUGGAGUUGCGAUUUUUGGAUGGCAAUGCUCUAUACACCUCCAGUUUCAUCCGCUCUUCUCCCACCUCGCGUUCUCUUUCCAAACUCGAAAUCCCUAUUGUCUACACCCUCAAAUCCUUUUAUAUUCUCAAUCUCAUGUUCCAUUUCAACCGAUAAACGAUACCCAUCUCGCCGAAUCAAUUGCUCUGGCUCCAGCUCUUCAAUUGAAUCCCAUCAACCUCCAUCGACUAUUGUCUUCGUUAAAGGGUUGCCAUUAUCAACAUCCGAGGGAAGUUUGAAGAAGUCAUUUUCGCAGUUUGGGGAGGUAAACCGAGCCAAAAUUGUGUCAGAUAAAAAAACUAAGCAAUCUUUAGGGUCUGCAUUUGUUUGGUUUACCAAUGAAGACUCUGCCAAGCUGGCUGUGAAGGAAAUGGAUGGAAAGUUCUUUGAAGGAAGGUUUAUUUACGUUACAAUUUCAAAACCUGGUGCUUGCAAAACUUCAGGGAAGCCAACAACAACACCGUACAAGUUCUGAUAUGAACAACUUGCAGCAUUCCAUUUCUUCUUCUCUGAUCCAAGAAGUGGGAAUGUCCUCAGAGCGUAUCCUUCAACUUGAAUGAUCGUUAGUCUCAAGGUCAGUCAUUUUCAAAAUGGAUCAAACUCAGCUAGAUCAUUUUAACCUAGUGUUACACUGCACAAUGAAAACCCAAGUAUAGGUAGAUGCUUCACUUGCAAAUUUGCUAUAUGUAUUUGGUAAGUUAUCUACGCAGCAUUUUAUUUCAUUAUUCUUGACUCAGUCCGUACUUUGUAAUGCAAACAUUUGCACCAUUGUUGUCCAGAUCGGAUUUAUAUGGACAUGUAACCUAAAUGCAUAGGUUUCAUAUGGAUUCUACCGUUAUUUUA